AAUCAGCGUCGAGUAAAAAAAAUGGCGUCGGUACGGCACAGAGAAGUCCGAGCCGAUCGCCUUCACGCCCGUCAACAUGUCCAACACGGACACCGCGACAACUAACCGAGCGGCCGGUGCCGACGGGUGUCGUUUCUGCGGGUAUUCUCGGGAUGCUGGUGCGUCUGUGUAGCUUUAUUACUGCUUCUUUCGAGCCGGAGAGUCGCCCCUGCUGGGGGAAAAGCUCAUUAGCUUGAAGUCGGCUAGCCUUCAUCCUCCAUGAAGCCUCGGCCAGAAGACUUCUUUCUCGCACAUUCUAGCCUGCUAUUUAACUCCUUUUCCCGCCUACCGACACCACCAAUUAUGCGUCAACUGGAUUAAAAAAAAAACAACAAAAGUCACUUGUAGCGCUGGAGUGAUUCAAAGGCGGCCAAGUCUGGCAUUGCGACAUUGUGGAGCCGGAGUGACUCGGCCGUCAUGUAUUUCCUCACCGGCUGGCCACGGAGGCUGCUUUGUCCGCUGCGGAGUGCGGAGGAUCCCUUCCACAUCCAGCCCAGCUCGCAGCGGUUCUACUUCGCUCUGCUUUCCGAGACGCAGCUCAGCAUCUGGUUCAGUCGGCCCAGUGUUUUGAUUGUGAGCUACAUUGACUCUGCCAAGGCAAUAGCACAGUUUGGCUUCUACCAGAGGGCAGAAUGGAAACCGGACGACUCCAUGAUUGCCGUGGCGACCGCCAAAGGCUAUAUCCUCCUGUUCUCUGUGCUCGGCGGUGGGGAUGACAAGUACCUCUACGAGCCAGUCUACCCAAAGGGGAGCCCUCGCGUGAAGGUAACACCGGGUUUGAAGGAGGAGCAGUGUGCCCCUGCUUUGUCACUCGAGAUAAAGAAGCCUGUUGAUCUGGAGGCCCCCAUCACCAGUCUACAGUCCCUCCAAGAGGAGCUGCUGGUGUGCACGGCAGACGGCUACCUCCACGUGUUGCACUGGGACGGGCUCGGCGGCAACGGACGCAAGGCCAUCUGCCUCACCACCAUCCCCUUCUCUCUAGACCUCCAGUCUGCUCGAGGUGGCCCGUCCCUGGACCUGGAAGGUGUUCACAUCCGCUGCAUGGAGUACUGCGAGACCCUGGACGGCUUUGCUGUGGUACUGAGUGAUGGACGCCUGGGCUUCAUCACGCCCCUAAGCAGCAGCAUCACUGCGGAUCAACUGCAGGGCGUCUGGGCGGCAGAUGUGAGCGAUGGCACGUGCCUGGCCGUCAACAACAAGUACAGACUGAUGGCAUUCGGGUGCGCAAGCGGCUCAGUGCUGGUCUACAUGAUUGACACCGCAACCGGAUCUAUGCAGCUCUCCCACAAGCUGGAGCUCACCCCAAAACACUACCCAGACAUCUACAACAAGACGGGUCCGGUCAAACUCAUAUGCUGGUCCCCCGACUAUAGCGUCGCCAUGGUUACGUGGGAGUGUGGCGGCCUGUCGCUGUGGAGCGUCUUUGGAGCUCAACUCAUCUGCACGCUCGGAGAGGACUUUGCGUAUCGCUCCGAUGGCACCAAGAAGGAUCCCCUUAAAAUCAGCUCUAUGAGCUGGGGUGCGGAGGGUUACCAUCUGUGGGUGCUGCACACCAAACGCGUAAAGAUUAAGCCGGAGGAGGCGCAGCAAGAAGAGGAGACCGUGUCGCCGCCACCAUCUUCCCUGCAGGCGGGCAUCCUACAGUUCCACUUCAUCAAGAGCGCCCUCACGGUCAACCCGUGCACGAGUAACCAAGAGCAAGUGCUGCUGCAUGGCGAGGACCGCCUUUACCUGACCUGCGGCGACCCGGCGCAGGCGCACAGCAGCUCUGAGACGCAACAGCACUCACGCUUGCACCUGCACGACGGCAGCCCACCGCACCACCACCACCACCACCCGGACUCCUCGCUCUCUCAGGGACUCAGCACUUUACUGGGACACAAGCACUGGCAUGUGGUCCAGAUUCACAGCACAUACCUCGAGAGUAACUGGCCCAUACGGUUUGCAGCCAUCAACACAGCUGGGCAGUGCAUGGCUGUAGCAGGGCGACGCGGCUUUGCACACUACUCUUUGUUCACAAGGAAGUGGAAACUCUUUGGAAACAUCACUCAGGAGCAGAACAUGACGGUGACAGGUGGUCUGGCGUGGUGGAACGACUUUGUGGUGGUGGCCUGUUACAAUUUCAUAGACCAGCAAGAGGAGCUGAGGCUGUAUCAGCGCUCAUCCAACCUGGACAACGCCUUCGCCUCGUUCACCAAGCUGCAAUCCGACACGCUGCUGCUCAAUGUUUUCCGAGACAUGGUCAUCUUGUUCAGAGCCGACUGCUCCAUCUGCCUCUACAGCAUAGAGAGGAGGAGCGACGGUCCAAAACCGACCGUCAGUGUGGAGCUGCUGCAGGAAGUCUCCAUGUCGCGCUACAUCCCUCAUCCUGCUUUGGUGGUCUCCGUCACGCUCACAUCAGUGCGCACGGAGACUGGCAUCACGCUGAAAGCCCCGCAGCAGGCCUGCAUGGCAGAGAGCAUCAUGUUGAAUCUAGCCGGUCAGUUAAUAAUGCUACAGAGGGAUCGUUCAGGACCGCAGGUACGAGAGAAGGAGACCCCCGCCAACAGCAAGAAGCUGCUACCCUUCUGCCCCCCGGUGGUCCUCGCCCAGUGCGUGGAGAACGUCUGGACCACCUGCCGCUCCGACAGGAAAAAGCGCCACCUCCUGGAGGCCCUGUGGCUGUCCUGCGGCGAGGCGGGCAUGAAGGUGUGGAUGCCGCUCUUCCCCCGUGACCACCGCAAGCCCCACUCCUUCCUCUCCAGGCGCAUCAUGCUGCCUUUUUACAUCAACAUCUACCCGCUGGCCGUGCUGUUCGAGGACGCCCUGGUGCUUGGCGCCACCAACGAGACGGUGCUGUACGACGGGCUGCAAGGUUCUUCGGAGCCACUGGAGGCGCUGUUUCCUUUCUGCACCGUGGAGAGGACUUCGCAGAUUUACCUGCAUCACAUCCUGAGACAACUUCUGGUUCGCAAUCUGGGGGAACAGGCUUUGAUGCUGGCCCAAUCGUGCGCCUCCCUCCCUUACUUCCCUCACGUCAUGGAGCUCAUGGUCCACGUGGUCCUGGAGGAGGAGGCCACCUCUCGGGAGCCCAUCCCCGACCCGCUGCUGCCCACCGUGGCCAAGUUCAUCACCGAGUUCCCGCUUUUCCUCCAGACCAUCGUGCACUGCGCCCGCAAGACGGAGUACGCCCUGUGGAACUACCUGUUUGCCGCCGUGGGGAACCCCAAGGAUCUGUUCGAGGAGUGCCUAAUGGCUCAAGAUCUGGACACGGCGGCCUCCUACUUGAUCAUCCUGCAGAACAUGGAGGUUCCGGCCGUGAGCAGACAGCACGCCACGCUGCUCUUCAACACGGCGCUCGAGCAGAGCAAGUGGGACCUUUGUCGUCACAUGAUCCGCUUCCUGAAAGCCAUUGGCUCGGGGGAAACGGAGACUCCGCCCCCAACGCCCACCACACAGGAGCCCAGCUCUACCGGCGGCUUCGAGUUCUUCCGGAAUCGCAGCAUCAGCUUGUCUCAGUCUGCAGAUUCCGUCACGGUGGGCAAGUUCAGCCUGCAGAAGACCUUCAGCAUGCCAACUGGACCUUCAAAUAAAGGGCGUGACGGCGAAUGCGCAGAGAACAUGUACAUUGACAUGAUGCUCUGGCGCCACGCACGCCGCCUCCUGGAGCAGGUCCGCCUCCGAGACCUGGGCUGCUUCUCAGCACAACUGGGAUUUGAGCUCAUCGGUUGGUUGUGCCGCGAGAGGAACCGCGUGGCCCGCGUCGACGAUUACGUCCUGGCCCUAAAGAGACUCCACAAGGACUUCCUGUGGCCUUUCCCGGUCAUUUCCGUGGGGAAUGUCAGUUCGCCACUGAAGAACGGACGCUGCCGUCCAGUGCUGAGCACACAGCUCCUCAAAUCCCAGUCGGCUGACAGCCUGCUGCACAUGGACACAGCCCCCUCGCCGCCGGGCCCCAGCAGCCACACCUGGAUGGACGGCCUCAGCCAGAGGAGCAAAGACAUGGACGCCGGCUCGUCCGCUAACUCCAACCGGCACUCCCCGCAGACGCACGACGCCUUCCUGUCACUUCUCACCAACAAAGUUGAGGAGUACAGCAUCGGCUCAGCCACAGACCUGACAGAGAGCAGCUCGGUGGUGGACGGCGACUGGACGAUGGUGGACGAGAACUCUUCCGCGCUGGGUCUGAGCCAGGCCGAGCUGGAGCACAUCUCCAUGGAGCUGGCCAACAAAGGGCCGCACAAGUCUCAGGUGCAGCUCAGGUACCUCCUGCACGUCUUCAUGGAGGCCGGCUGCCUGGAGUGGUGCGUUGUCAUCGGUUUGAUCCUGCGAGAUGCAAACGUCAUCAAGCAGGUCAUUGGCUUCCUUGAUAGUCCUGAAGUUCCUGCGGAAACAACACAGAGCAUACGAAGCGGCCUGUUGUCUAUUGAUACGUGGGCCUCCACCGACUGCCUGGGCUACAAACCUUUCCUCAACCUGAUCCAGCCUCAUCUUCAGCAGCUCAUGAUGGCCUCCAUGGCGUCCGAGCAAGUGCAGCCCGAAGCCUUCCAGCCCUCCGCCUGCCAGAGCUCCAAGCUCGGCGCCGCGGAAGGAGGCCCGGGAGGCUCCGCUUCGGCUCGGCCCGAAGACAGCCGCUGCGCCGCCGCUCCUCUCGGACUGCUGGCGCUCCCGUCACUGGAGCCCGCCGGUGGGUUUUUGAGGACGGCCCCCACCGAGGACAACCGGUCCCCGGACCAGACAGAGGAAUUUGGCGAAGAGGAGGGGAGCUAUGACUGCACCUUAUCUUGAACCACCACCCCUGGAGACCCUGGCUGGAUGCUUGAAAAUACACUGCGUGUGUGCGUGCAUGCCUGUGUGUGUGUGUGGGUGUUCUUGGACACCUUGGUGGGGACAGGUUUUUCGUGGGGACUGCUGUUAGACCUCAUAAGGAACAUGCUGUGUGUGUGUGUGUGGGUGUUUGUGUGUGUGUUCUUGGACACCUUGCGAGGGACAGGUUUUUUGUGGGGUCUUUUGUUGGACCUCAUAAGGAACAUGCUGUGUGUGUGUGUGUGUGUGUGUGUGUGUCUGUGUGUGUGUUGGACACCUUGAGAAGGACAGUUUUUUGUGGGGUCUUCUGUUAGACCUCAUAAGGAACAUGCUGUGUGUGUGUGUUCUUGGACACCUUGAGAGGGACAGUUUUUUUCUGGGGUCUUUUGUUAGACCUCAUAAGGAACAUGCUGUGUGUGUGUGUCUGUGUGUGUGUGUGUUGGACACCUUGAGAAGGACAGUUUUUUUGUGGGGUCUUUUGUUAGACCUCAUAAGGAACAUGCUGUGUGUGCGUGUGUGUGUGUGUUGGACACCUUGAGAAGGACAGUUUUUUGUGGGGUCUUUUGUUAGACCUCAUAAGGAACAUGCUGUGUGUGUGUGUUCUUGGACACCUUUAGAGGGACAGGUUUUUUGUGGGGUCUUUUGUUAGACCUCAUAAGGAACAUGCUGUGUGUGUGUCUGUGUGUGUGUGUCUGUGUGUGUGUUGGACACCUUGAGAAGGACAGGUUUUUUGUGGGGACUUUUGUUAGACCUCAUAAGAAACGUGCGUGUGUGUGUGUGCGUGUGUUGUCUUCUUAGAGAUGUUUUUUUGUGUGGAGACAUUUCAACCAGUCCACUUAAGGAGAAUAUGACAAUGAGCUCAGUGUGUGUGUUGUCUUUUUAAGACAACAUUUGAUCUCCCACCUUUUGUGAGGAAAUUUUGGAUGAUUCACUUGAGAAAACGGUACUUGUGUGAGUGUGUUUUGUGUUCUUUUGAAAGCUAAUUUUUGACAUCCCAGCCUUCUGCGGCCAUUUUUUUGGAGUGGGGUGUUUAGACGGUGGGGAAAUAAUUCUCUGCCAGGACUUGUUGGCUAGUCUGCACAAAGAAAAUGCUGGGAGUGUGUGUGUGUGUGUGUGUGUCUGAAGUCUUGUCUUUAUUUGGCAACUUUUGUCGUCCCAACCUUUUGAAACAAUUGUUUCCCCUUUUUGGGACAUUUCGACUUGUCCACUAAAGGUAAAAUGCGACAAGUAUUCGCUCUUGUGAGGCGUCCUUUUCCAGCCCAACUUUGUGAGGACUGUUAUGGGCUAUGGGGACAAUUUUUGUAGUGGACAUUUUGGCUUUCCUCUGUGUCUCUGUGUAUUUUAUUAAGUCGUUUGUUUGUUUGCGGUAGUUUUUUUUUUUUCAUUUUAAUUGUGGACAUUUUGGCUUGUCCACACAUGGAAAAUGCUAUUUGUUUGUUUGUGUGUGUGUGUGUGUGUGUGUGUGUGUGUGUGUGUGUGUGUGUGUGUGUGUGUGUGUGCGCGCAUGUACUUAAUCCACUCAGUAUUAAAUCCACCCUACUUUGCAUAGCAGGAGGAAUUUCAGUCUUGACGGCUAAUCUAUUUUUUUUAAGGACAACAACAAAAAAAAGUGCCGUUACAGACAAAAACAAAUUUCUUUUUUUUUUUUUUCUCUCGCACUUUGUAUUUUUGGACAAGAAAAAAAAAGGUGCGAGCCGUGCAGUGAGGAGACGUUUGAUACUUUCAUACCUCAUAUGAUUUUAAACAUUAUUUUUUCAAUGACACAAUAGGACGCUAUUUUUUUACACAAGAAAAUCAUGCUAUGAAUUCUUUAAAAAAGAUUUCUACAAUUUCAUUUCCCACAAAAGCUGGACUGCUUUUUCUUUUUUUCUUUUUUUUCUUUUUUUCAAAUAUACCACGUUGUAUUGAGCAUGCAAUGACUUUUUAUUGUACUGGUCAACAUUGUUGUUAUCAUUAGGGUUAUUUAUUGGACUUAUAGCAUCAUUUCCUAAUUCAAUAGCUUUGUUUUCAAUGUGCCGCGACACACUUUUAUUUGAGAAAAAAAAAAGUUCAUCCAGGUGGUAUAAAAGCGUCAGUAUUAUCUUGUGCAAUGUAUUGAAAUGUUACUCUGCUUUGUCUGUUUCCCUACCAGACCCUUUGCUUUUUUCUUCUUUUUUUCCCUUUUUUUUUUAAUCGACCAAAAUGCAAAAUUGUGAGUGUGGGAUUCAAAACGUUUGUCAUGUUAGGUGCUGGGAGAUACGGUAACUUGAUGAACCAAAGACUUCUUAAGUCCGGUGGCCUUCUGUUUUUAUGAUUAUUAUUAUUAUUAAUAUAAAAAAAAACAACUCACAUUGCUGUCAAUGACACUAAGAACUGACUCGCCGGACACAACAUUAGGUACACCUGCGUGGUUAGACGACACAGGUGUACCUAAUGAUGUGACUUGAGGUACUCUGGCGUCCAUCCAACAUGGACGCCGCAGCCCGCCAACAUCCCGAUGCAAUGUGUACAGUUGUCAAGCAGCACAUCCUCAUCACGCUGUGGAAACAAAACACUCUCUCUUGUACAUUUUUUCUACUCAUUUUUUUCUUGCCUGUACAUACAGACCAAUAAAUUAUUUUUUAAAGAAA
Messenger RNA from Nerophis ophidion (straightnose pipefish), 7433 nucleotides. RefSeq names its product RIC1 homolog, RAB6A GEF complex partner 1 (gene ric1). Gene Ontology annotation, cellular component: cytosol; Ric1-Rgp1 guanyl-nucleotide exchange factor complex; Golgi membrane. Gene Ontology annotation, biological process: retrograde transport, endosome to Golgi; intracellular protein transport. The transcript has 27 exons. Gene Ontology annotation, molecular function: protein binding. Bases 457 to 4806 code for a protein of 1449 amino acids. NCBI's taxonomy places the organism in Eukaryota, Metazoa, Chordata, Actinopteri, Syngnathiformes, Syngnathidae. The record is from RefSeq and is a predicted model, not a curated record.